Messenger RNA from Cydia amplana, 1383 nucleotides. It is a transcript of the gene Vps16B, whose product is annotated as vacuolar protein sorting-associated protein 16B. Gene Ontology annotation, cellular component: cytoplasm. NCBI's taxonomy places the organism in Eukaryota, Metazoa, Arthropoda, Insecta, Lepidoptera, Tortricidae. Gene Ontology annotation, biological process: intracellular protein transport; vacuolar transport. Bases 78 to 1325 code for a protein of 415 amino acids. The record is from RefSeq and is a predicted model, not a curated record. The transcript has 11 exons.
UCAUGUCAAUAAACAUUAAUGUUGUUUACGUGUAUUUUCUAAAUAAAAUCUGAUUUAGGCUUUUAUUUGUACAUGAUAUGGACGACGAGGACGAUUAUUGGAAUACCAGUGAAACCAAGGCUAAAGCGUUUAGCUUUGACGAUGAUGUCCUCUCACCUCAAGAAAUCUUAGCUAUUGGCCAGAACAAGACACCAGGCCAAGCGGAAGACAGCCUGUUCUCGGGCACAAGCAUCAGCAAUGUGAAAACGGCUACGCUCCCGCUGUCCAGUCUGGUGUCUAAUAAAGUAUUGGAGUUGAUUCUCCUCGCCCAAUCCGGAAAGGAUCCCAAAGCGGCCCAGCCCCAGGAGCAAACCGUGUCCACAACCAUCCGAAGACUGGUUCUAGGCCGGGCCUGCUCGCUGCACAGUCACCGGAGUCUGCGGAGCAAGACGGAGCUGCUGGAUGCAGCCGGGGCUGUCGGAGAUGGCAAUGCCAUUCUAACUGUAGUAUUGUUCCUGAUUCAGACCCUGAACAAGAAACUAGUAUACGAGCUAUUGUCCUCACGACCUCUGGCACUCAACCACUAUAUUAGCUUCCUUCAAAACGAGGGGAAAAUAUCGGAGCUGACUGACCUGCUUACAAUGCUGGGUAGAUCUCCGGAUGCAGCGAUGCACCAAUUCCAACAACACAUGCGCACAGGCGGCUCUGUGGAUGGCUUACUGCGGAAGGUAACCAACCUGGUUGCCAACCAUUUUAACCAACCAGGGACAGAUGCGCACCAAGCGAAGAUGUUAGCAGACUUCGUCAAAUUACUAGAAUGGCAGAAAUUCGCGCAGAAACCGGUUCUCGAUAACAAGUCAGCAUUAUACUGUCUGGCAUACUGUUGUGCCAAUCACUGGCACGAAGGAGCCGGCAAUAUGAUGUCACCUCUCACUCUCUGCCAGAGACAGCAGAUAAGUCCCCUCCAGUACGACUGGGUUGUACUGAAUGUACACGCCAAGUCCGGAAAAUGGGAUAUCGUCGAGUCCUUGUUUACGAAAAAGGACUGGCUCGGCCGAACUACCGUCUCUUCCCACAUACCCAUAGACACCCUCCUAUCGAGACUGAGCGAGAUGCAAGCCAGUAGACAGUUGCUUGCAACAUGCGUCAAUAAGGUUGCCGCGUCACAAGACAGACUACGAUUGGCACAGGCGUUCAAGAUACAUUCCGUAGUAAUAGAAACAUACGCGAAACAGAAAGACAGACUGGCUCUCCAGAACUACAAGAUGACAUUAAAUCCCCAGUCAGAAGAAUUCAUACUAGUCGAGAAUACGCUUAGAGACAAUUCCAUCAAAUGGAAAAACUGAGAAAAUGAAAGAAAAAUCAAGAAACAAGACACCGGAUACGGAAAAUCUCAAUAAAAAC